Messenger RNA from Dryobates pubescens (Downy woodpecker), 2578 nucleotides. RefSeq names its product melanocortin 5 receptor (gene MC5R). The transcript has 2 exons. Gene Ontology annotation, cellular component: membrane. Gene Ontology annotation, biological process: G protein-coupled receptor signaling pathway. The record is from RefSeq and is a predicted model, not a curated record. Gene Ontology annotation, molecular function: melanocortin receptor activity. NCBI's taxonomy places the organism in Eukaryota, Metazoa, Chordata, Aves, Piciformes, Picidae. The coding region runs from base 329 to 1306 and encodes 325 amino acids.
GUACUGAAGUCGUUAUUGCUUGGAGUCUAUAAAAAGGCAGUUGCACAGCAAGUAAUUGAUACGUAGUCAGCUUUGACUCUAUGGAUCUACUCAUUCUUUAUCCUGUAUUUUUCUCACCUGUUCCCACCAAGGAUUCCCCAGCCCCAGAUGUGGGAUGAGACGUGAGGCUGGAACUUCAGUUCUCUGGGGAAAAAGCUUCAGGAAAUGAAGAGAAAGAACAGCUGAAGGAGCAGCCCCGGCAAAUAGGGUCUUUUGCCUUCUGGAAAAUGUAUAUAUUGUGCUUCUUGGGAAGUCCUUCAGAAAGAACAGAAAGUGUUUGCUUCCAGAGAUGAACAUGUCCUCACAACUCUAUGUUUCUGAACUAAAUCUGAGUGCCUUUGGUAGCAACUUUACUGUGCCUACUGUCCAAAGCAAAUCAUCGCCGUGUGAGCAAGUGGUCAUUGCUGCUGAGGUGUUCCUAACUCUGGGCAUUGUAAGCCUCCUUGAAAAUAUCUUAGUUAUCUGUGCAAUAGUUAAGAACAAGAACUUGCACUCACCCAUGUAUUUUUUUGUUUGCAGUUUAGCGGUGGCUGACAUGCUGGUUAGUGUGUCUAAUGCUUGGGAGACAAUAACAAUAUACUUAAUAAACAAUAGACACAUAAUUAUGGAGGAUGCCUUUGUCCGUCAUAUAGACAAUGUCUUUGACUCAAUGAUAUGCAUAUCUGUGGUGGCUUCCAUGUGCAGUCUGCUGGCUAUAGCAGUAGACAGGUAUAUCACUAUCUUCUAUGCCCUGCGUUAUCACAACAUCAUGACAGUGAAAAGAGCAGGGCUUAUAAUUGCAUGCAUCUGGACCUUUUGCACAGGCUGUGGCAUUAUCUUCAUUCUUUAUUAUGAAUCAACUUAUGUUAUCAUUUGUCUCAUCACUAUGUUUUUUACCAUGUUGUUCCUCAUGGUUUCCCUGUACAUCCAUAUGUUCCUCCUGGCUCGUACUCAUGUGAAGAAAAUUGCUGCUUUGCCUGGUUACAACUCUGUCCGUCAAAGAACCAGCAUGAAAGGAGCCAUCACUCUGACCAUGCUUCUCGGCAUCUUCAUUGUUUGCUGGGCUCCAUUCUUCCUUCAUCUCAUCCUGAUGAUCUCCUGCCCUCAAAACCUCUACUGUGUUUGUUUCAUGUCUCACUUCAACAUGUACCUCAUUCUCAUUAUGUGCAACUCAGUGAUUGAUCCCUUAAUCUAUGCCUUUCGUAGCCAGGAAAUGAGGAAGACCUUCAAGGAGAUAAUUUGUUGCUAUAGCCUGGGAAUGGUCUGUGGGUUAUCAAACAAGUACUAAGAAAGCCAAACCACACCAGGGAAGAGGAUGGAAAUGCAACAUCUUGCCACACCUACUAGUUCUGCUGGGAUGCCUAUGGACCAUCUCUCUCCAUUCAGCUGCCAUGGUUUCCGAGGCAAUCACAAACCCUUUUUUAAUUUGUGAUUUUUGCCUUUCUCGCCCUCCACACAUGUCUGUCACACUGGUGGUAGGAGCUACUCAGUGUAUCUGUAUUACAGGGAGAAAGAAUACUUUGAACACCAUUUACCCAACUGAAAACUGGAUCUUCUAAGAGGAUUAUACAGGAAAGCCUUUUUUUUCCUUUCUGCUAAAUGCAGUGGGUGUGAUCUACCACGCAAACAAGUCCAUCAGGCUCUCAGUGUACGUUUCUCUUGAUAUUCUUUGUCUCUCUAGAUGCAGCAUUGCUCAUUUUGAUGCCCAGAAUUAAGAUUUUUCCUUCUGAAAACAUAAAAUCAGAGAAGUAGCUCCAACAUCAGGGUUCAGACACCUUGCUCCACAGUUAAGACCAAUGCACAAAUCAGCAGUCUUGCAUGCCAGUCAGGACUGUUACUGUUAUAAAAUAUAUAUUAUGUAAGAAGACAGGGUUACAAAGAGAUUUUUCUGGGUUGGGCAAAGUAUUUCAUCAUAUCUGGGUCUGGGGUGAGAUGUAACAUAGGUGGAUUUUAAGGCUGAAUACGCAGACUGGCCUAAUUCUAGACUGUUUUAUUUAUUCACCGGGGCUUGGGAAGUCAAGGGUACAUGGCCUCUAGAUGGUCAUGUAGUGUUUUGUGGAGGCAGAAAGACUGGGUGAGUAGAUGUCUUCGUAGAGACAUUAGAAAUGUGUUUCAUUCAGGAGUAGCUUUGUUACUGAAGAAAGUUGUACUGUAGAAUGCAUCUUUCAAGAUGGGAGGGGCAAAGCCAGUCUGAUGAUCAGAAGCCAUAGCAGGCAAUGGCAAAACAGGGGUUUCAAAAUCUCAGGCACAUGUAGCUACAGCAAAGUCCUGACUUUUGCUCUCCAAACAAAAAGUCCUUGUCUUUGCUGAGAGGAUUCCAAGAUAAAACCCUCAAGCCUUUUGUGUGGGUAAUCUGCAUUGUCAGGCUUUCAGGAUAUGCUGUUCUGUGACAGCUGUGUAAUGUGCAAAGUGCUGGAUUUAUCACAAAUAAAGGAAGGGCAAAUGGGACACUGGUUUAUUGAUGCCAGUGGUUGGUGGAUAUUUUGCAUUGAGAUAUAAACUAUGAAUAAAUUUCAAACACUGGUGCCCUAUGGACUAGCUUGGAAAAAUUAUUUCUACU